UCAUCAGUUUAUCGUGUUUAGUUCGGGUCCGAGCUCUCUCCUGCUUGCACUCACAGUCGCAGACGUUCAGCGUUGCCGGUUACGUCUUCUCAGGGUCUUCUCUUGCUUAAUUUUUCUUUAGGGUUUUUUCGCUCGUUGUUUCUUUUAUAUGUGGGGUUGCCAUUGUAAUUGAAUUAAUCGAAUCGUGUUCAGAAGUCGAAGUUUUUGAGCAAUAGGGGCUUGGGUUACUUCUAGUUUUGUAGAAUUCAAAUAUGCAGGGUGAUAUUAGAAAGUGGUUUAUGAAAUCUCAUGACAAAGGCAAUGGAAAUGCACCGAAGCCUGUGCAGCCUGCGCAGAGCGAUUUGAAGAAUCCUCCUCCAGCUGAGUCACUGUCUGAGCCGGUGAAUGGAGGCCAAGUAAGUUCAGGCAGAAGGAAAACCAGCAAGUAUUUUGCGGCAGACAAAACAAAGACCGAAGACAAAAUAGAAAUAGAGGAACCCUCAGUUAAGAGGAAAAUAAAGAAGGACAGUGGUGAAUCCCCAAAACCCCCUCCCUCAAAAAAGCUGCAUAAAGUUGAGGAUGACGAUGAUGACUUUGUGCCUGACACUAAGAAAAUUUCCAUUAAUGUUACUCCUAGUAAGAAAUUGAAGAGUGGUUCAGGUAGGGGAAUCACACCGAAACUUGUAGAUAAUGAUGGAAGUGAUGAAGAUAAUGUUAAGGAUCGUGAAUCUCCUCUUAAAACUGGUGGAAGGGGGCGUGGUGGUAGGGGUGCAACAGGGACACCAGCUGGUGGGAGAGGGCGAGGUGGUGGGCGAGGUGGCUUUAUGAAUUUUGGAGAUAGGAAAGAUCCUCCUCACAAAGGAGAAAAGGAAGUUCCUGAAGGUGCUUCUGAUUGUCUAGCUGGCUUAACUUUUGUGAUCAGUGGAACUCUUGACAGUUUGGAAAGAGAGGAAGCUGAAGAUUUGAUUAAACGGCAUGGGGGUCGCGUGACUGGAUCUGUCAGCAAGAAAACGAAUUAUCUUCUAUGUGAUGAAGAUAUCGGAGGAAGAAAGUCUGAAAAAGCCAAAGAACUUGGUACUGCCUUUCUCACAGAGGAUGGAUUGUUUGAUAUGAUACGUGCAUCGAAAAGUGAAAAGUCAACGACUGCACUAGAAGAGUCAAAGAAAUCUGCUGAGAAAUCAGUUGCAUCUUUGCCAAAGAAGAGCCCUAAAAAGGCGGAAAUUAAAAGCAACUCAUUGGCAACAAAUGUGGUCCAAAAAGGUUUAAGCUCAGAUACCUCCCUUGCAAAGCAGAAAGAAGUGAAGACACAAUGUUCUUCCUUGCCUUGGACAGAAAAGUACAGGCCAAAGGUUCCAAAUGAGAUGAUUGGGAAUCAAUCUGUGGUUACCCAACUUCAUAAUUGGUUGGCACAUUGGAAUGAGCAAUUUCUGAAUACUGGAAAUAAAGGAAAGGGAAAAAAGCAGAAUGACUCUGGUUCCAAAAAGGCGGUUCUGUUAAGUGGAACACCUGGUAUAGGGAAAACCACAUCAGCAAGGUUGGUUAGUCAGAUGCUCAGUUUCCAGGCUAUCGAGGUAAAUGCUAGUGACAGCCGUGGGAAGGCUGACGCUAAGAUCUCUAAAGGAAUUGGUGGAAGCAAUGCAAAUUCUAUUAAGGAGCUCGUAAGCAAUGAAGCCCUGACUUCCAAUAUGGAUAGCAUGUCAAAGCAUCAAAAAACAGUACUCAUCAUGGACGAGGUAGAUGGAAUGUCUGCUGGAGAUAGAGGUGGAGUUGCUGAUCUUAUUGCAAGCAUAAAGAUAUCCAAAAUUCCUAUUAUCUGCAUCUGUAAUGACCGCUACAGUCAGAAACUGAAAAGUCUUGUUAAUUACUGCUUGGCUCUCAACUUCCGGAAACCGACGAAACAACAGAUGGCAAAAAGAUUAAUGCAAGUUGCAAAAGGAGAAGGUCUUCAAAUUAAUGAGAUUGCUCUUGAGGAACUUGCAGAGAGAGUGAAUGGAGAUAUGCGCAUGGCACUAAACCAGUUGCAAUACAUGAGCCUCUCUAUGUCGGUUAUUAAGUAUGAUGACAUUAGACAGCGACUACUAAGCAGUAGGAAGGAUGAGGAUAUCUCACCAUUCGCGGCUGUUGAUAAGCUGCUUGGCUUUAAUGGGGGGAAGCUUAAGAUGGAUGAGCGGAUUGACCUUAGCAUGAGUGAUCCUGAUCUUGUUCCUCUUCUAAUACAGGAAAAUUAUAUCAAUUAUCGGCCAAGUUCGGUUGGUAAAGAUGACAAUGGGGUGAAACGUAUGAACUUGAUUGCCCGUGCUGCUGAGUCUAUUGCUGAUGGUGAUAUAGUGAAUGUGCAAAUUCGAAGAUAUAGACAGUGGCAGCUCUCUCAAACUGGAUCCUUGGCUUCUUGUAUCUUUCCUGCGGCAUUACUGCAUGGACAAAGGGAGACACUUGAACAGGGAGAACGUAAUUUCAAUAGAUUUGGUGGUUGGUUGGGCAAAAACUCGACAACGGGCAAAAAUUUAAGGCUUUUGGAGGAUUUUCAUGUUCAUUUUCUCUCUUCCCGUGAGUCUAAUGUGGAAAGGGUGACUCUUCGUCUUGAAUAUCUUACUCUUCUUCUUAAACGAAUGACUGAUCCUCUUCGGGCGCUGUCUAAGGACAAAGCUGUUAAGGAAGUUCUUGAGUUAAUGAAUGAAUACUCGAUAAGUCAGGAGGACUUCGAUGCUAUUGUUGAGCUAUCAAAAUUUCAUGGACAUACAAAUCCACUGGAUGGAAUACCACCAGCAGUCAAAUCAGCUCUGACAAGAGCAUAUAAUGAGGGAAGCAGAUCCAGGUUGGUAAAAGCUGCAGAUUUAGUCGCACUUCCUGGAAUGAGAAAGGCCCCUAAGAAGCGGAUUGCAGCGAUCGUAGAACCAUCUGUUGAUGAAUUAGGACAGGAGAAGGUUGAAACAUUGGGUGAAAGUGAAGAAGAAAGUUCCUCAGACACAGAGGACUCAGACACUGCCAAUGGAGAAAAGCUGCAGUCGGAAUUUCAAAGUUUAAGUUCAAAAGGAAUUCAAGUACAAGUGGAAUUGAAGGGCGCUGAUUCAAAGCCCAAAAAGAGAUCAGCAGGCAGAGGUAAAGGCGGGGCUGGCUCUUCACAAAAGACACCAUCAGGUAGAGGAAAAGGAGGAUCUGAAUCAUCAGAAAAGAAAGGUGGGCAGAGUUCAGGUGCUGGAGCCAAACGAAAGAGAUGAAGUGGAAGAGCCGAAGAGUAAUGGGGAGAUACGUAUAUAGCUUUGAAUUUUGUUUAUGCUCGUGCUAAAAGGUUUGCCUGCGCAUUAUUACCCAUUUUCUGUUCAGGGCUGGUGAGGGUGGUAGGAUAAUGUGGCAUCAAAACUAGCUCGAGGCACAUUUCCUUGCAUGUAAAUUUUGCUUUGGUUACUUUUUGAGCUUAAUAGAGGAGAGUUUCCCUCAUGUUUGAUUAAAACGCCUAGCACGUUGUGGCAGGGAGGCGGUUUCUGACAUGAUCAUAGACUGAAAAUUAUCAAUUUUUUUCAUUUUCUUCUGAUGAAGCUCAUUUUGCCUCUCUGAGACU
Molecule: messenger RNA, 3538 nt
Organism: Tripterygium wilfordii
Lineage: Eukaryota; Viridiplantae; Streptophyta; Magnoliopsida; Celastrales; Celastraceae
Product: replication factor C subunit 1-like
Exons: 23
Coding region: 252-3197 (981 amino acids)
Biological process (GO): DNA repair; DNA replication
Cellular component (GO): nucleus; DNA replication factor C complex
Molecular function (GO): ATP hydrolysis activity; DNA clamp loader activity; DNA binding
Source: RefSeq, a predicted model, not a curated record